UAGGGAUGAGAUGCUUGUUCAUUCAACUCUGAAUAAUACGUUUUCCCAAGACAUCUGAGCCAACAAUGACAGCCUACUAUGACUUUCGCUCUGACUCCAGAAUCCAUUCUUCUGCUGACAGAGAAAGCCAACUGCAGAAAGAGACCUCUAAUCACAUACUCUCCACGCAAGAUGAAACUGUACAUAGAAGAUGAUCUCAAAUCCAGUGAAUGAUUCUAAGAACUGGAGUUCUAAUUCUGUUACCACAGUACUUUUUGACUGCUCAUAAAACAUUGCUUCAGCCAGGAUUACCCCUCUAGAGAAAUGUCAUGACAUUUUCUGGAAAUUCUUAAAGUUCUUAUUCAAGUAUAAAUCUAAGUGACAUCAAGAAGCUGAAAGUUUAAGUAGCCAUUUUUGGGAUAUGCAUUGAGACUUUGAAAGUGCACUCUUAUAGCUGUUAUUUUGUAAAUUUCCCUCCCUGGGUUUAUGCCUUUAUCCACCUCCAUUUUCUCCAAUUUUCUACAUGCACUAAUUCCCGGGAAUUUUUAUUUGCUUCUUAUCUGGGUAUGUGUCUAUUUUUGGUUGAACCCUCCAUUAAGAGACCAGAUUUCUGGUCUCUGAACAUGGAGUUGUGUCUUUGAACACAAAGCUCAGAAUUCUUGCCUAAUGAAGAGGAAAGUGAAUAAGAAUGGAAGUCAGAACAUAAUUUGUUUGUGUGAUGCAGAUACUGUUUUUUCCUAUAGAGAACCAAAAGAAAAGAAGAAAAAGAAAAAGGAAAAGAAGAGCAAGCCAGAUGGUAAAAAUGAAAAUAAAAAGGACCCAGAAAAGAAACAGAAGAAAGAAAAGGACAAAGACAAGAAAAAGAAAGAGGAGAAAGGCAAAGAUAAGAAAGAGGAAGAGAAGAAGGAAGUCGUGGUUAUUGAUCCCUCAGGAAAUACGUAUUACAACUGGCUGUUCUGCAUCACCUUACCUGUUAUGUAUAACUGGACCAUGAUUAUUGCAAGAGCAUGUUUUGAUGAACUUCAGUCUGAUUACCUAGAAUACUGGCUCGUUUUUGAUUACUUAUCAGAUAUAGUCUAUCUUCUUGAUAUGUUUGUACGAACAAGGACAGGUUACCUAGAACAAGGACUACUGGUGAAGGAAGAGCGUAAACUCAUAGAGAAGUAUAAAUCAACCUUUCAAUUUAAACUUGAUGUUCUAUCAGUGAUCCCAACUGAUCUGCUGUAUAUUAAGUUCGGCUGGAAUUAUCCAGAAAUUAGAUUAAACAGAUUGUUAAGGAUCUCUCGAAUGUUUGAAUUCUUCCAGAGAACAGAAACAAGGACAAACUACCCAAACAUCUUCAGGAUCUCUAACCUUGUUAUGUAUAUCAUCAUCAUCAUCCAUUGGAAUGCGUGUGUGUACUUCUCUAUUUCCAAGGCUAUUGGGUUUGGAAAUGACACAUGGGUCUAUCCUGAUGUUAAUGAUCCUGAUUUUGGCCGUUUGGCUAGAAAAUAUGUGUACAGUCUUUACUGGUCUACACUGACUUUGACCACUAUUGGGGAAACACCACCUCCCGUGAGGGAUUCUGAGUAUUUCUUUGUGGUGGCUGAUUUCCUCAUUGGAGUGUUAAUUUUUGCCACCAUUGUCGGUAACAUAGGUUCUAUGAUUUCCAACAUGAAUGCAGCCAGGGCAGAAUUUCAAGCAAGAAUUGACGCGAUCAAGCAAUACAUGCAUUUUCGAAAUGUAAGCAAAGAUAUGGAAAAGCGAGUUAUUAAAUGGUUCGACUAUCUGUGGACCAACAAAAAAACAGUGGAUGAGAGAGAAGUCUUGAAGUAUCUACCUGAUAAAUUAAGAGCAGAGAUCGCCAUCAACGUUCACUUAGACACAUUAAAAAAGGUGCGCAUUUUUGCGGACUGUGAAGCUGGUCUGUUGGUGGAGUUGGUCUUGAAAUUACAACCCCAAGUCUACAGUCCUGGAGAUUACAUUUGCAAGAAAGGGGAUAUUGGCCGAGAGAUGUACAUCAUCAAGGAAGGCAAACUCGCUGUGGUGGCUGAUGAUGGGAUCACUCAGUUUGUGGUAUUGAGUGAUGGCAGCUACUUUGGUGAAAUCAGUAUCCUUAAUAUUAAAGGUAGCAAAGCUGGCAAUCGAAGAACAGCCAAUAUUAAAAGCAUUGGCUACUCAGAUCUAUUCUGUCUCUCAAAAGAUGACCUCAUGGAAGCUCUAACUGAGUACCCAGAUGCCAAAGGUAUGCUAGAAGAGAAAGGGAAGCAAAUCUUGAUGAAAGAUGGUCUAUUGGACAUAAACAUUGCAAAUGCUGGAAGUGAUCCUAAAGAUCUCGAGGAGAAGGUCACCCGAAUGGAGAGCUCAGUAGACCUCCUGCAAACAAGGUUUGCUCGGAUCCUGGCUGAGUAUGAGUCAAUGCAGCAGAAACUGAAACAGAGACUGACCAAGGUUGAGAAAUUCCUGAAACCGCUUAUUGACACAGAAUUUUCAGCUAUCGAAGGAUCUGGGACUGAAAGUGGGCCCGCAGACUCUACACAGGACUGAAAAGCUGGUUUUUCAUAAGGACGUUCCUCAGGAUCCUUUUGGUGAUAUGAUGAAGGUACCUGCAAGCUGGAAGACAAGGAUGACUCAGCUGGGAAUUUUUCCAUAGGGAAAAUGUGCUUUGGUGCAGGGCACAAAGCCAUACAUUUGCUUGUGAGGUACUGUGGCUAAAGAAUCAUCACACUUAGAAUUUUUCACAAUGGAUAACCUGCAAAGAUAUGAACCAAUUAAUUUGUCAGCAUCUCUUAUCUUCUAAUUUUUUUCACAUAUGGUCCUUUUAUGUUACACUCUUUAUAAAAGUGAACAAACAUCUCUCACUUUCAGACAAUUUAUAUUUCUCAGGAGCAACUGAAAAUUAUCAUGUACCUCAUGUUCAGGAUACUAUUUAAAAAGAAUUAAAAUGCAAUAAAGUGAGAUAAAUCCU
Messenger RNA from Odocoileus virginianus texanus, 2926 nucleotides. The record is from RefSeq and is a predicted model, not a curated record. NCBI's taxonomy places the organism in Eukaryota, Metazoa, Chordata, Mammalia, Artiodactyla, Cervidae.